Messenger RNA from Capsella rubella, 4815 nucleotides. RefSeq names its product protein SCAR2. Gene Ontology annotation, biological process: positive regulation of Arp2/3 complex-mediated actin nucleation; actin cytoskeleton organization. Gene Ontology annotation, cellular component: cytoskeleton. NCBI's taxonomy places the organism in Eukaryota, Viridiplantae, Streptophyta, Magnoliopsida, Brassicales, Brassicaceae. The transcript is spliced from 9 exons. Gene Ontology annotation, molecular function: actin binding; Arp2/3 complex binding; protein kinase A regulatory subunit binding. The record is from RefSeq and is a predicted model, not a curated record. The coding region runs from base 227 to 4459 and encodes 1410 amino acids.
GUUCUCUCUCUCUCUCUCUCUCUUUGCCCCUACCUAUAUCCGCCGUCUCGAAACCACAGAAAGUCCGUUUUUUAGUUUACAGCUAGUGAUGUCGUCACAUUUCUAAUGUGGUCGGUCACUAAUUCAAUGAAGACAGAGGAGCUUUUGUAGUCUUUCUUCCUUGUAAAGUUUUUCCCUUUUGAAAUUGAACAAAGUUAACUAGGGAGCUGAUCAGAGAGCUCAAACAAUGCCGUUGACGAGGUACCAGUCUCGUAACGAGUACGGAUUAGCAGAUCCGGAUCUGUACCAAGCUGCUGAUAAAGAUGACCCCGAAGCUCUGCUCGAAGGAGUCGCCAUGGCUGGUCUCGUUGGCAUUUUGCGUCAACUCGGUGAUCUCGCCGAGUUUGCUGCUGAGAUGUUCCAUGACUUGCACGAAGAAGUGAUGGCAACUGCUUCUAGAAGCCAUGGUCUAAUGGCUCGUGUACAGCAGCUGGAAGCAGAGUUCCCUUCGAUAGAGAAGGCAUUACUAUGUCAGACCGAUCAUUCACCAUUUUUCUCUAAUAAAGGUGUGGAAUGGCAUCCAAAUCUACAAUUGGAACAGAGUGUGGUUACACGUGGUGACUUGCCCCGUUGUGUGAUGGACUCUUAUGAGGAAUGCAGAGGUCCCCCUAGGCUAUUUCUUCUGGACAAAUUUGAUAUCUCGGGAGCUGGAGCAUGCUUGAAACGCUACACCGAUCCAUCAUUUGUUAGGCUCGAAACGUCUUCAUAUGAAGAAUCAUGGGAUGAUAUUCAGAGAGAGAAGAAAUCACAGAAAGCAAAGAGAAGAGCAUCUCAAUGGAGGAAUGGAGGAACACCUGAAAAUGCUCUAUCAUCACAUGCCAAAUUGCAUGAAUUGUUUUUGGAGGAGCAUUUAGAGACUCAUCAUUCAGAUCCAGCGCGCGUUGUGAAGUUGAAAACUAGAAAGCUAGAUGGGUGUUCCCUUAUUUCAAAAUCAGGGGAAAGCUACAUGGAGAAAUUUGUUCAGACACGUGUAGAUAGUAAAAUAAGUUAUGAAGUAAUCACUCAAAACCCUGGACUGUUGACAUGGAAUAUGGAUAGUACUAGAGAUAUAGUAACCGAUAUACCUGAAAUCAGUAUGGCGGAUGCUAUGGAGAAGUCUCACGGAGGAAGCAGCGCAGAGGUUUCAUUACCAAGGGAGCAGGAAAAUGUGGCAAAUAUUAACUUAAAUGGGGGAUUUAUUGAAAGAGAUAUAGAGACAGUGCCUGAAUCUACUUACAGUGAAGUCCCUGGUACAACUUUUAUAAAGGAUUCACAAACUAAUUUGAACGAGAAGCCAGGAUUUUUUCAACAGAGGAGUUAUUCUGAAGAUUUAACCAGUGAGGCUGACAAUUAUGUGGACGCACCAGCCACCAUGGAGUCGGAAACAGAAACAGACGAUGAGUAUAGACCUAAGAAUAGAUCAGAUGCUUUGAAGGAUGGGAACCAUCAUACUUAUUCUGAUGCGGAUGAAGAAAGGGUGGAGGACCCACCUCAAUUUUCAUUUUUUCAUUCAAAUGGAAACACACCAGUGUCAGAAAAUGGGCGAAGCUCAGUUGGGAAACGGAGCACUAGUUAUUCUUACUCGGACACUGCAAGCGUAUCCAUUGAUGAUCAAUCUGAUGGAGAGAAACUUUCUGGAUGUUUAACUUCGACUUCUAAUUUUAAGAGUGAGCUGGUUGACUCCAUGUCCCUUGUAACUCCUGAAGCCAGCAAAGUGUCUCAUGAUUUUAAUGUUCAGGAAUCAGUUAGUAGCAGCAAUAUAGAUGGCCAGACAUCAUUAAGAUCGAAAGAUAUAUGUUCAAGUCCAAGGCCAGUCUCUCAGAAUGAUGAAUCAUGUCCACUGACUGUUCAAUCGUUAGCACCAGUAGUCGUUGAAACUUCUCCAGAACUUGUUAGGCCUGAUCUAAUUAAGGGAGGCAAUGAUGAAAGCAAGGUGGAUUCAAUCGAUUCUUCAAGAUCGUGUGCAUCUUUUGAUGCUAAAAACUCUAACUUCCUUUCUGAAACUUCGUCAAUUUGUUCAACUUCUGAAGGAAACAGAUGCGAUACCACCAUUGAGAAGAACUAUAUGGUUGAUCAUUCUUCAGAUUUAGUAAACUCAGGCUCUAGUCCUCAAGUUUUUGUUGAUACUCAAAAAGGUGAAAUGUUACCUUUCGGUGAUAAUGAUAUUGAGACAAACUUUACAGUUGCUUCUUCUAAAGUUGUAGCAAACUCGGGCAGCGAUCCUGAAGGCAAUGAUAGUAGUAGCCUAACAGGAAAGCUAUUACCUUACUCAGCUGGAAUGGGAAUGGAAGUUUCACCUGAUAUGCCCUAUAAAGUUUGUGGUCCAAGUACAGUUGAUGAAAUUCAUUUAAAAGAUGCUCCGGGUGAUGAAACUGAUUGUGUUACAGUGACUAAUGUAGUUGCCGACCUUGAUUCUCAAAAUUCAGUUGUCGAUAUUGGUUCUCAAACUUCAGUUGCUGAUGUUGGUUCUCAAAAUUCAGUUGCUGAGAUCUCUAGUGAACAAUCAUGUGCAUUUGAGAACACGGCUGAUGUAUCUGUAUCAGAGUCCCAUGAAGACACACUAGAGAAUGGAAUGUCUAUGCCUGCUGAAGUCAAUAGUAAGAUGACUUCUGAUUUUAACUCGGGCGGAGAGAAAUUGGUGGGAGAUGCUUCACCUACUUGUAGCAAAAGUGAUGGCUCUGUUGAAGAUUUUCAUGACCUUUCAGGGCUGGACAAUGCAACUACAGACAUUGCCCCGACCAUAGAUCUUGCCGUGUCUGAUAACGACAGCGACACUUCCAGUGGUGGUGUUAACAAUGCCGUUAGCCUGUCAUCUACUAGUUUGAAUGGUUCUCUGCCUUGGAUUUCGACUAAUAUUUAUCGUUCGUCUUCUGAAGCUGGAGAGAUUUGCCAAGAUACAGUUGUAGAGUCUGACGAGGCACUACCAGCAGACAAUAAUCUAGAGUCAGAGAUAAAAAAGCAGAAAAGCCCACUGGAAGUGUCUUCAGAAGGUCUGAGUACUGCCCUAGACAACAGUGACCUGGCAAGUUUUGAAUCUAUAAGUCCCAAGCCAUCUCACGAUCAGAGGGACGGAGACACAGAAACCAGUUAUCCUGGUGAGAGCAUUCUUGUUGAUAAUUGUAUAGAUUCCUCGCCAGCGAAUAAUCUGAACCUUAUAGAGAGUGAGGCUAUUGAGCAGACAGUAAGAGAGCAAACACCUUGUGCAAGCCAUACAGUUGCAGAUGAGGAAUUUCUGCAGUCAAAUGUUUUCGGAGGUUUAAAGUUUGUACCACAAUCAGCUGGUUUAGAAUAUGCACCACAAUCUGCAGGUAUAGAAUUGAACAGACCUAACCAAGAAUUGAAUCUGGAGCCUACUUUUCCUAGCUUUGGCUUGAUCCCCGAGACUACUCCACCCAACCAGGAGGACAUGCCUCCUCUGCCACCCCUUCCUCCUAUGCAAUGGCGUAUUGGAAAGGUUCCACAUUCUUUUCCUACCUUCAUGGGUGAAUCAGUCGAAACCUCUCCAUCGGUGGUUCCACUCAGUGGUUCUAGCUUGGACGUUCAAAUUGGGUCUAAAUCACCAGAGAUGUCUAUAUCUUUAGGAAGUGACGAAUCAGAAAAACAUACCGGAGGGUUUGUGAACAAUGCAUCAGAAAUCCCAUUGCAAUCCUCCAUUCAGUUCCCAAGCAUUGGCACUGAUUUGAAUAGUCAAUAUGACAGUUCCGAGCUCCCUACAAUGCCUAAUCAGGGACUUCUUGACGAUUUUGGUUCUGAAGUGAACAAUCUUUUGGAUCAUCAUGCAACUCAGAACCAUGAGCUCGUUUAUUCACAAGAGCCUUUAUUGCAGCUGCCUCAGGAUUUAUCGACAAAAUACGAAGAUAUCAAGAACGAUACAGAUGUGCAUGUGUCACAAAGCUCAAGCGAUGAUCAGCAUUGCCCUGAAACCGAAGCCCUGACACCAACUCAAUCAACUAAAGUGGAAGAUAAGAGUCAUUGGGUUCCUGAUGCUUCAAAUACAGAUACAGCUGAAGCAUCACACACGUCAGUUCAGAAGAUAAUUCCUAGUGUAGUGGGAGAUGCUAUGUGGCCUGUCAACGCGUUCUCUGUUGCACCUACCUUGGACACAGAUAAGCCAGAAGUAGUCCCUAUGGUUCGGCUUCCUCGGCCAAGAAGUCCGCUUGUUGAUGCCGUUGCAGCUCAUGACAGACGCACAAUGAAGAAAGUCUCUGAGAUGGUCCACCCACCAAUUAAAUCAAAGCAAGACGACAAAGAUUCAUUGCUUGCGCAAAUUCGAAAUAAGUCCGUCAAUCUGAAGCCUGCAGCAGUUACACGACCCAGCAUCCAAACUGGUCCUAAAACGAAUAUAAGGGUAGCUGCAAUCUUAGAGAAAGCUAACACAAUACGCCAGGCAAUGGCUGGAAGCGAUGAGGACGAAGAUUCAGAUAGUUGGAGUGAUUCUUAGAUCCAAGAUCGUUGGCUUUUCCGCUGUGUCAGUUCUUGUUUCAUGAUGAGUGCGCAAGCGCUUGGAGUCAGGUAGGUUAUACAAUUUCUAUUUCAAGACAUAUAACAACAACAUCAAAAUGCGGUACUGUCAUCUCAUCGCUCAUAUAUUAUGUGUAUGUAUGUAUAUUGUAUACUGUUUUAUAGGUUUGUGCGUGCAUGUUGUAACUUGUAAGUAAGUUGCGGAAUUUACAUUAGCGUUACAAAAAGCUCUGUGAUGUUUUAUUUUCUUAUAUUCUUUUUUCUCAAUAGAACAUUCUUUUAGUUCCCUAUGUAAUGUGUCCUCAAUCAGUAUGUGUGUAUUUCAGUAUUUGGAUC